CAAUGGAAUAUCAUUCUCAUUUAGAAAAUAUGGAUGAAGACGGUUAUACUCAAUUAAACUUCAACUCCAAAGGCAACUUCAGAAGACCUAUGGACCCAGAGAAAGGACAAAGGACUCCAUCUCCUCCUUGGCGCCUCAUAGCUGUGGCUUUUGGAAUCCUGUGCUUGGUCACACUGGUGAUUGCUACCGUGCUGGGUGCCCUAGCAUUUUGGAGAUCCAGCUCAGGGAGAAACCCAGAGGAGAAAGAUAACUUCCUAUCAAGAAAUAAAGAGAACCACAAACCCACAAAAUCAUCUUUAGAUGAGAAGGUGGCUCCUUCCAAGGCUCCCAAAACCACAGGAUUCUUUUCCGGCCCUUGCUCCCCUAAUUGGAUCAUGCACCAGAAGAGCUGUUAUUUAUUUAGCAUGUCACUAGAAUCUUGGCACACAAGUAAGAGACGGUGUUCCCAACUGGGCUCUAAUCUCCUGAAGAUAGACAACGCAAAUGAACUUGAGUUUAUUGAAAGCCAAGUGUCCUCUCACCCUGCUAAUUCAUUUUGGAUAGGACUUUCUAGAAAUCAAUCUGAAGGAGCAUGGCUCUGGGAGGAUGGAUCAAUAUUGUCUCCCGAUUUGUUUCAAAUCAGAAACACACCUACCCAGGAAAACUCACUUCACAAUUGUGUAUGGAUUCAUUUGUCAGAGGUUUAUGACCAAAUCUGUAGUACUGCCUCAUUCAGCAUCUGUGAGAAGCAGCUGCAAAUAUAGAAGUGGGGAAUGGAGGAGAAGAGAUAAGUAAGGAGAGCGUGCCCAUCAGCACACACAUGCGCA
This is a messenger RNA of Nannospalax galili (Upper Galilee mountains blind mole rat), 806 nucleotides long. RefSeq names its product C-type lectin domain containing 7A (gene Clec7a). The transcript is spliced from 6 exons. The coding region runs from base 3 to 743 and encodes 246 amino acids. Gene Ontology annotation, molecular function: (1->3)-beta-D-glucan binding; pattern recognition receptor activity. Gene Ontology annotation, cellular component: cell surface. The record is from RefSeq and is a predicted model, not a curated record. Lineage: Eukaryota; Metazoa; Chordata; Mammalia; Rodentia; Spalacidae. Gene Ontology annotation, biological process: positive regulation of phagocytosis; positive regulation of cell population proliferation; detection of fungus.